This is a messenger RNA of Tinamus guttatus (white-throated tinamou), 1361 nucleotides long. NCBI's taxonomy places the organism in Eukaryota, Metazoa, Chordata, Aves, Tinamiformes, Tinamidae. The record is from RefSeq and is a predicted model, not a curated record.
GACGAGCUGCAGACCCAUUUGCUGCUCUUGUCCUGCCUCAUCUGCACCCGGGCACCAAGUCCCGCCAGGAUUCCGGGUUUAGGAAAGCUCCGGUGCGUUCCCGUGCGCCCGUGGCCGCGCACGCCGACACCGGGAGCACAAAGCUGGCCGGGCCGCCGAUGAGCCGCGCGCUGUGGUAUGCGGUGUCGUGGCACUCGAGGAAUUUAGUGAUCUCUGAUGCUGUGACAUCAAAACCGGUAAUCCAGUUUCAAGGAAGCCAAGGGCACAUCGCCAUCCCCAGGCCCGACCGCCCGGCCGAGCUGCGGACGUUCACGUUCUAUCUCUCCAACAUCGGCAAGGACAGUCCCCAGGGGAGCUUCGACUGCAUCCAGCAGUACGUGUCGAGCAAUGGCAACAUCCAUCUGGACUGCCUCGGGAGCAUACAGGACAAGAUCACCGUGUGCGCUACGGACGACUCCUACCAGAAGGCGAGGCAGAGCAUGGCGCAGGCGGAGGAGGAGACGCGCAGCCGCAGCGCCAUCGUCAUCAAGCCGGGGGGCAGAUACGUGGGCAAAAAAGUUCAGGUGCGUAAACCUGCACCGGGAGCUUCCGAUGCCGUUCCGUCCAGGAAGCGCCCGACGCCCGUCAACCUCGCCAGCGCCAUCAAGAGAGGCAAUAGUGCCAUUUCCCAGAGACCCUUCAAAGACAGGGUUGUGCACUUACUGGCACUAAAGCCUUAUAAGAAACCUGAACUUAUUCUCAGAUUGCAGAAGGAUGGACUUUCUCAGCAGGACAAGGAUUUGCUGGACAACCUUCUGCAACAGGUGGCAAAUCUGAGCGCCAAGGACAGCACUUUCACACUGAAAGACACUGUGUACAAGGAAGUGCAGAAGGACUGGCCUGGCUACUCCGAAGGAGAUCAGCAGUUGCUGAAGAGGAUCCUUGUUCGGAAGCUGUGUCAGCCGCAGAACAGCGGCGCGUUCCACGCCGAGGCGCCGUCCCUGAGCCCGCCGAAGGAGCCCGUCAACUCCGGCUCCCCGCCGCAGAAACGCUCCCAGCCUCUGGAGUUCAUCGACCCGCUCGCCAACAAGAAGCCGCGGAUUUCGCACCUGGCCCACCGCGCGCAGCCCACCUUCAACUGCGAGAGCGCGGCGCCGGCCGACAGGCUGGGCCACCCCCUGCCCACAGACUGUGCCCAGAGCAGCAAACACAACUGCAGCUCCUACGUGAAGAGCAAGAAGAAAUCCAAAAAGCACAAAGACAAGGAGAAAGAGAGGAAGGAGAAGAAGAGCGAAGAGAAGUGCAAAGAGGAGACGCAGGACUGUGAAGUAAUAAAAAAUGCUGACUUAGUUAGUGUUCCCCAGGAUGUGGCAGGUAUGUAA